AUGUCAAAGAAGAGAUCACGAAACAGCGAGUGGUUCAAAAAAAACGCCAUAUUCUACUUACCCAACCAAGCCUUUGACCAUGAUGACGCUCACCCGAGCUUGACGAAAGCGCCAAGUACAAGCACUGCCCCCGUUCCACCGAGUUCUAUCAAUGCAGAUACUCUGAUAAAGGCAAUGCCUGACUAUGCCUUCCACGACUGCACGCUUGCAGAAAGGCUCAUAAAGAUUGCUGAUGAUGCUCUUGACUGUGUUAACCCGAUUUCUGAAGAUCGAUUUCAAAACGAAUAUCUGCCACUGUUCUCUCCUUAUUGUGAUUACGUGGAUGGGACUAGAAAGGUCAAACGCCUGGUUUGUAAGACAAUGCACAACAAAAAAGAUGGUUGCAAUUGGGCCCAAAAUACACUGUGUGACGCUAUCAACUUCACUAUCAAUGAUCUUUUCGGAAUUGAUAUUCGGAUGGACACUGAGUACAGCCAUGACAAGACAGUCGCUGUAAGCACUGAGAAAGUCGAUUUUAUGCUUAUAAAUUCGGACACGGGAAAGAAGACUUUGAUGGGUGAAAUGAAGCAGCCGUCCGUCGUGGAGGGCAAAACAUCACUUGCAUAUAUGGUACCGGCCUUAAAGGUUUCUUUUACCGAAAAGAAAGGCGAAGUACUGCCUCCGGUUUAUGCCAAAUGUGUUUUCUAUCUACUUUCACAUACACAAAGGCACAUUGUGCUUUUUUGGUGCACUGGACUGACUAUCUUUGAUUCGCGAAACGUAGAUGCUGGCGGAAACGACUGCGUGGCAUAUUCACCAAUAGUUGAGGUUGAAGGGAAGUCAGAGCCUUUCCGGGUUUUGUUGGGUUUACUGCUCGUCUCGGAGGGGUUAGCCAUCCUACCGCCGGCACCGAAUCUCAACGACGCCUGGGCUCACUUCGCAACGUAUCACGGAUCUGACGCACAAAGAGACUUCUACCUUGCUUGGAAACAGCAAGGACUAGAAAAGGCACACAAAAGGUCGGGCACCGAGCACGAUGACACUCUACCCUCACGGGGACCACAUCCUGGGCCAAAUACCGAGAGCAACGACGGCCUGGAUGGUGGAGACAGCGGGCCACCACAGGGGUCAAGUGCAGAGCCAAGGACUGACAGCGACAAUAACCCAGAUGCUGGAGACAGUAGGCCACCACGGAGAUCAAGUGCUAGGCAAAACAUCAUUAGACCAAGUGUCGAAUCAACCUUCGGGCCAAGCCACGAAAGACCCGUUAAAAGAAAAUAUACAACUCAGCCUAAAAAGCAAAAGCGAAAGCGAAACGGCACUGGCAGUGACGAUGAUGACGACAGUAACGAUGGUGACGACAACGAUGACAGUGACAAUGGCGACGACAAGGACGAUAACGACAACAAUAACCAUGGACGCAGAGGGCCACCAGGGGGACCCAGUACCGAACCAAAUCAUGGACCACGCUCCGAGCCAAGUCAAAAACGAAGCAGUGCACACGGUACUAGAAGGAGUACAUCUUCGUCUAAAAGCCGGCCAGGAGGGACACGCACUGGCCGUCGGAGGAACCACUCGGCCUUACCACCAACUCUCCUCGGGAACUCCGUGAAACCCCCAAGCCCGAAGAUACAGAAGCUGGACUCGACAAAGACAGAGGGCCAUAGUGCUAUCAUCAUCCAAGGCUUACAGUCAGUACCGGGUGCUAAAUGGGGUCAGAAGGUCAAGCUUACACCCGAGCGGGGAGUGCCCUUCCCGCCCUUUCCAACGUCCGAAACCCCUGUCCUUCAAGUGGUCAAACGUGACAUGGGACCGGGUGUAAUGGGUGUUGUUUGCAGCGCAAAACUUUUGAAUCCGAACGUUCAUAGUGUGCAUCCAAAAUACUUUGCUGUCAAACUUGUUGAUAUCUCACGGCUGCCACCGGAUGGGGAUUGUAGGAACUAUGCUCAAGACCUCUGUAACGAAUUUCUCGUUUAUUGCAUCCUCCAAGCCAGUGCAGACCGCUACUCUUUUGUGGAAGAGAUUGUGCGGCGCCACACUGCUAUAUGCUACGGACUGUACGAGCAUAAUGAGGAUAAGACAAAGUAUGCGCUGAUCACCGAGUAUGUUGGAGAGACACCCGACAAGCCCUUGAAAGAGUUAGAGCACAAGGAGAAGUUGGCAGUGUUUCAUGCUUUCGCCUCUCUGCACUCAUUAGGGAUGUUCCACAACGAUGUUGCAGGACGGAACAUUGUCCUUGAUCGACUGACGGUCAAAAUCAUUGAUUUUGGCGACGUGACAUGGCAUACAUGUCGAGGCAUAGGAGGGUACUGUACUGAGUUACUGUGUGUCCAAUACGUUCUGUUUAACGGGCUCACUGAUGAAGACGAAAGGCUAGGAAGGAUAGACGAGGCACAAAACAAGAAAGUGCAAGCGAUGUUACAGGAAGUCAGUCCAAUCUCUGUAGAGCGUGAGAUCUACAACCUUCUGACCCAACUAUUCCAUCGCAAAAAAGUCUUAUAGCUUAUAUUAGCUUAUAAUGGU
Messenger RNA from Fomitiporia mediterranea MF3/22, 2502 nucleotides. RefSeq lists its product as uncharacterized. Lineage: Eukaryota; Fungi; Basidiomycota; Agaricomycetes; Hymenochaetales; Hymenochaetaceae. The transcript has 5 exons. The coding region runs from base 1 to 2481 and encodes 826 amino acids. Gene Ontology annotation, molecular function: ATP binding; protein kinase activity. The record is from RefSeq and is a predicted model, not a curated record. Gene Ontology annotation, biological process: protein phosphorylation.